AUGACUAGGCGCAGGGUGUAUGUGACAAGACAAGUCCACGAGGAAGCGGUUGACUUGUUGAAGGAGCACUUCGAUGUGGGAGUUUGGGCCAGUGAUGAGGUGGUUCCCAGAGCUGAACUACUGGAGCAAGUCCAGGGCGUUGAUACAGUGUUUUGUACCAUCUCUGACAACAUUGAUGCCAAACUCCUGGAUGCUGCAGGUCCACAGUUAAGGGUUGUUGCUACCAUGUCUGUGGGAACACAACACAUUGACCUGGCUGAGUGCAAGCGCAGAGACAUUGUUGUAGCCAACACACCGGACGUGGCCGCAGACAGUGCUGCAGAAUUCACAGUGGCCUUAUUGCUGAUGGUGACCAGGAGGUGUCUUGAAGGAGCAGAAGCUGUUGUCAACGGAGAGUGGGGGUUGUGGAAACCCAUGUGGAUCUGUGGUAACGAAGUUGUCAACAGGACGCUUGGCAUCCUGGGAUUCGGGCGGGUUGGGUUUGGAGUAGCUCGUCGCCUGAAGCCCUUCGGUGUGAAGAAGAUUCUGUACAAUGAUGUCAUUCAGUCAAGUAUGGGAGCAGAGCUGCAGGCUCAGUUUGUCGAUCUGGACACGCUGUUCCGAGAGUCGGAUUUCCUUGUGGUGUCCUGUGCCUUGACUGGACUGACCAGGAAUUUAAUCAAUAAAGAGACUUUUGACAAAAUGAAGCCGUCUGCCAUUCUUAUCAACACUUCCCGUGGUCCAGUUGUCAACACUGCAGAUCUGGUGGAAGCCUUGAGAUCAGGGCAGAUUGCCGGAGCAGGGCUCGAUGUUACUGACCCAGAGCCGCUGCCUCCGAAUCAUCCUCUGAUUAAUUUAAAAAACUGCAUCGUCACUCCUCACAUUGGCACAAACUCAACAAAAGCCAGGCUGAAUAUGGCACUUAAUACUGCUAGAAAUAUUAUAGACACUUUGGUUCGAACAUAA
Candidula unifasciata is the source of this 945-nucleotide messenger RNA. Lineage: Eukaryota; Metazoa; Mollusca; Gastropoda; Stylommatophora; Geomitridae. The record is from the annotation of a GenBank genome assembly.